Ruditapes philippinarum (Manila clam) is the source of this 519-nucleotide messenger RNA. Its product is annotated as plasminogen-like. The coding region runs from base 1 to 519 and encodes 172 amino acids. The transcript has 3 exons. Lineage: Eukaryota; Metazoa; Mollusca; Bivalvia; Venerida; Veneridae. The record is from RefSeq and is a predicted model, not a curated record.
AUGGUACAACUUAGUUUGAUUAGCCUGAUCAUGUACGAUUGCUGUUCAGGACUUAACUGUUUUAGAAGAGGCUAUGCAUGGCUAUAUGAAGGACAUACAAACGUGACAAAGGACAAUGUGCCUUGCCAAAGAUGGAAUGCAUGUUACCCACAUAGGAACAGUUACAUAGACCCAGACAAAUACCCAGACGCAUCACUGGAUGAAGCUGGUAACUUCUGCCGAAGCCCUUCAAAGUCGGCCACACCAUGGUGCUAUACCACUGGAAGUACAAGAUGGCAAUAUUGCAACAUUGAUCCAUUAUCAAACACGCAGGGUGGUUACGAGUGCCAGAAUUGGGACUCACAGUACCCCCAUACGCACAAAUACGGGAACAUGCCCAUGAAGUUUCCAGAGAACGACGUAAGUAAGGCAAAGAACUACUGCCGCAGCCCAAGCUGGGACAAAAAGCCAUGGUGUUACACUACAGAUCCAAAGAAGAGAUGGGAUUGGUGCUGUAUUAAUAGUUGUUCGGAUUUAUAA